AGCAUAUAUUUGAUAAAAUAUAUCCUGUUAUAUUUUACAACAGUUUACAGUUUGCAAAUUAUACUAUUAAAGUUUGAACUUUGAAAAUUAUAAAUUACUCUAAAAUGAGAGUAAUAGGAUAGACAAUAUAAUAUCAUGACGGAAUUAACUUCUCAGAUUUUUGCUCCAUUGGUGGUGUGAGGUAAAUCAACAAUGAGUAAAACUAAUUUAAAGAAAAUUAAUAUGUUUAUAUAUGAGUUACCAUAUGCAGAACGAAAGGAUUUCUGUAGUAUUAUUGAUAUGAAUGAUAAAUGGGAAGACCUAGGUGGAAAGUACAUGAAUUUCGAUUGUGCAACAUUAUUUAAAAUUGGUAAAGCUUUCAUGCGAAAUCAUUCCCCGACUGAUGAGUUAUUAAAUUUAUGGGGCGAACAGAAUCAUACAGUUUUAGAAUUGUUUAUAAUUUUAUCUAAAAUGCGACAUUAUCAAGCAAUGAGCAUUCUUAAGCCAUUUGUUGAUCAAAAAUAUCACAAACUGAUUUAUCAAGGUGAAAAAAAAUUUAGUAAUCUAGUCGAGACUGGAAUAAGUGAUUUAUAUGACAAAACGGAUAGUAAUCUUAUUAAACUAAAUAAUAACAGUCGACAAAGUAGAUCUAACAACCGUAUAAACCAACAAGACAUAAAUACAUUGAAUAAAAGCAACGAAGCUAAGAGUUUAGACCCAACCACCAUGCAGUCCUCAGCGGAAGCAUGUACACCUUUAAUUACGUAUAAUGAAUUGGAAAAAGCUACUAAUAACUGGGAUAAAGCAAAUAUUUUAGGAAAAGGAGGAUUUGGAGUAGUCUUUAAAGGUAUUUGGAAAAAUACUGCUGUGGCUAUAAAACGACUUGAAGCUCAGAAAGGAGCUGAACAAGAAUUUAAUGUUUUAGAAGCUCAACGACAGCAGUCUUUACGUGAACUAAAAUAUUUGAACUCUUGUCGGCAUGAUAAUAUACUUUCUUUGUAUGGAUUCAGUAUUGGAGGGGAAAAACCAUGUUUAGUUUAUCAGUAUAUGCCAAAUGGUUCUCUGGAAGAUAGAUUACAAUGCCGUCAACAAACAAAGCCUUUGUCAUGGUGUCAGAGGUAUAAAAUUGCUACAGGAUCAGCUAGAGGCUUACAAUUUUUACAUAGUAUGGUAUUAAUUCAUGGUGAUAUUAAGAGCGCAAAUAUUCUUUUGGAUCCAUAUUUUGAACCACGUAUUGGGGAUUUCGGCUUGGCUCGUGAAGGACCACUUCAGCAGUACACUCACGUUAAAGUUAGUCAUGUUCAUGGGACUAGACCAUACCUUCCAGAUGAAUUUUUGAGAGGCAAGAAAUUUUCUGCAAAAGUUGAUACAUUUAGUUUUGGCGUGGUUCUUUUUGAAAUAGCAACAGGACAACGAGCAUAUGAUAGCUCAAGGGACCACAAAUUUUUGAAAGAUCAUGUCGAAAAUAAUGAUAACUCUAUUUCUGAAAUGAUAGACGCUAAAGCUGGACUAGAUGAAUGUAAUGUGUUUCCUUGUUUAAUAUCCCUCGGGAAAAAGUGCGUUAACUUUAAACCAAAAGAUCGCCCAGAAAUGGAACAAGUGUUAAAACAGCUGGACACCAUAAUAUUGCAAGACAAACACCAAUCUACUGUUAGACACAGUUUUGUACCAACAAACCAACUUGAAGUACAAAUGCGAAAACUAUCUGUCCCAUCAGGAUCAUAUCAUCCUCAGCCGUGGCUAUUUAGUCCAGCUGCAAGUAAUCAACUACUAAAGCGUAAUCUAUCACCAGUAUCUCACCCUGUUGCUGCUAUGACUGCUCUUGAUCAAAGUGAAGUUACAGUUAUCCCUCCUAUCGAAGAAAAUAACCAAUGCGAAAGCCAGCUGUCAUCGUAUAGCAGUGAAAAUUUUUUAGUAGAGAUCAAGGAUCAAUGUAGAGAUUCUGUAGUCCAGACUACAAACAAAGAGUUGAAUAGCACUUGGGAGAAUUCAAUUCCUAGAGAAUGUGAUGUAUUACCACUAAUAUCAGAAUUGGGUAUCCAGCCAACUGAAAAUCCCAAUGAGUAAAGUAAUUUAUAUUUUUAUCAUUUGUAUAUACUAUUUCUCAGUUUAUAGAAUAUAAUCUUAAUAGUACUUAAAUUUUUAAUUGAAUAUUUCUAGUAUUGAAUACCUAAUACCUGUUUGACAAUUAUUAAUACUAAACAAUACACCACUACAUAUAAUUUUAAUGGUUAUAUUAUUACAUACUGUUACAUACUUA
Molecule: messenger RNA, 2239 nt
Organism: Adelges cooleyi (spruce gall adelgid)
Lineage: Eukaryota; Metazoa; Arthropoda; Insecta; Hemiptera; Adelgidae
Product: serine/threonine-protein kinase pelle-like
Exons: 14
Coding region: 193-2046 (617 amino acids)
Biological process (GO): protein phosphorylation; signal transduction
Cellular component (GO): plasma membrane
Molecular function (GO): protein binding; ATP binding; protein kinase activity
Source: RefSeq, a predicted model, not a curated record